Panicum virgatum (switchgrass) is the source of this 670-nucleotide messenger RNA. RefSeq names its product NDR1/HIN1-like protein 6. Gene Ontology annotation, cellular component: plasma membrane. Lineage: Eukaryota; Viridiplantae; Streptophyta; Magnoliopsida; Poales; Poaceae. The record is from RefSeq and is a predicted model, not a curated record. The coding region runs from base 1 to 639 and encodes 212 amino acids. The transcript has a single exon.
AUGGGUAAGGGCGGUAAGCGCAGCGUGCCUCGGUACCCCGAGGACGAGGACAAGGGCGGCGGCUGCUGCGGGUGCCUGUGCUGGUGCUGCUGCUUCCUGUUCCUGAUCGUGGCGGCGCUGGCCGGCACGGCGGCCUACUUCUUCUUCGUGUACAAGCCCAAGGCGCCGUCCUACUCGGUGAACAACAUGUCGGUGUCGCGGUUCGACUUCAGCUCCUCCGACCUCACGCUGUACGUGAAGCUCACCGCCUCGGUGCGCGCCGAGAACCCCAACGAAAUGAUCGGCAUCAAGUACGGCGAGGGCUCCCACACCGUCGUCUCCUACCGCGGCACGCCGCUGUGCUCGGGGAAGCUCCCGGCCUUCUACCAGGGCUACAAGAACGUCACCGUCAUGGACAUCUCCAUGGAGGGCCGCCACGGCUUCGGCUCCAGCCUGCAGCAGGCGCUGGAGGAGAGCGAGAAGCUCGGGGACAUCCCGCUCGACAUCUUCGUCAGCGUCCCCAUCGAGCUGCGCCUCGGCACCGUCGACCUCCGGGAGGUCAGGGUCAACGUUCACUGCGCGCUCGUCCUCGACAGCGUCUCGCCCAAGAAGAAGCCCAACAUCAAGACCGCAACCUACCAGGCCAACGUAGAGUUCUAAUGUAAUUAACUAAUUAUUAACUUGGUAUGCA